CAAACCAGCUUCUUCCCAAGACUGGAAGAUUUAGCAAUAAGGGUUUUUUUUCUCCUUUUUUGUGCACUCCUUCCUUUUCUCUACGCGCCCUCAUUCCGUACCUCUUUCGCUUCUACGUUGCGUUUACGCCUUAUCUUGAAAGGCAAAUGGAAACGGACCUUGGAAAAAAGUAGUACAAAGAUUCCCAAAAAGCGGCCACUGUUCUUUGGGGUGGAAUUUCGUAUACUUUCGUUCAACAUUUUCCCUCCCUCACGUUCGUCGAGUUCUUUGGGAAUUUUGCAACACUCGGAGUAACUUAACUUUUGUUUUUUAAGGUUAUUCGUUUCUUUGAAGUCGUGGUGCUUAUAUCGUAGCUAUGUCUGUAAACUCGCUAGACGCAGUUAAACGAAAGAUCCAGGCCUUGCAACAGCAGGCGGACGACGCAGAAGACCGAGCUCAGCUUUUGCAAAGGGAGCUGGACGUUGAGCGGGAUCUGCGAGAGAAAGCAGAGGGCGAGGUAGCUGCUCUGAACCGCAGGAUUCAGCUAAUCGAAGAGGAGCUGGACAGAGCCCAAGAGCGACUGGCCACUGCACUCCAAAAACUAGAGGAGGCAGAGAAAGCAGCUGAUGAAAGCGAGAGGGGAAUGAAGGUGAUUGAGAACCGUGCUAUGAAGGAUGAGGAGAAGAUGGAAAUUCAGGAGCUACAGCUCAAGGAAGCCAAACACAUCGCAGAGGAGGCCGAUCGCAAGUACGAGGAGGUGGCUCGGAAGCUGGUGAUCCUGGAGGGGGACCUGGAGAGGGCCGAGGAGAGGGCAGAGAUUUCCGAGCUGAAAGGCGGAGACAUGGAGGAGGAGCUGAAGAAUGUAACCAAUAACCUAAAGUCCCUUGAGGCCCAGUCUGAGAAGUACUCGGAGAAGGAAGACAAAUAUGAGGAUGAGAUUAAGCUGCUUUCUGACAAACUGAAGGAGGCAGAGACUCGUGCUGAGUUUGCAGAGAGGACUGUGGCCAAACUGGAAAAGACCAUCGAUGACCUCGAGGAGGGCCUGGCAGGUGCAAAGGAGGAAAAUUUGAAUUUGCACCAAGUGUUGGAUCAAACACUUCAAGAGCUCAACAGCUUGUGAAAAAUCACAACGAUGACCUCUUCACCAUCAGCAUUCACAAUCUAAUCAAUUCUGUGUGAGUGAGUGAGUGAGAGUGAGAGUGUGUGUUCUAUUGUUCUCUUGGUGUUAUAUCUUCUAUUUUUGUUCCACACCCUCCCACACAGUCACCAAAUAAUGUGGUGUGUGUGCGCAUGUUUGAGUGUGAGAGAGAUCAUUACAUUCCAAAUCUAUUACAGAUUCAAUCAUUUGAAUGACUUAUAAUCGUCAAAAUAUGUAAAAAUAAUAUCACCCACUUCCAAGAGUGAGUCCUGCAGUCAUGUCCAUUAGACUUGUAUUUUAUUUUAUUUAUUUCUUUUGAAAGGAAGUAUGUCAAAUUGCACGAAGCAAUCAGUGAUGUGAUGAUCUCAACACACGCUGACAUUCCUUAGACUUCUUUCAGCAGACACUAAAAAAGGCAGGUCGGUAUUAAAACCUGCAGAAGCAAUUGAAUAAAUGGCUGUACUAAUAAAGGAUUACGCACACUAAAUAGAUAUGCCCAUUUCCAAUGAAAUUGCAAUGUUACAGGCGAUUUGCAUAUCUCAUUUUUGAUUGGGCAGUUCUUUCUCCGCGACCCCACCUCCCCUUUUUAUUUCCUGGCGCAUGCAAGAAAGUUCUAUUAAAAUUGGUAAAUCUGUCAUGCUUUAAACCCAUAAUAAAUUUACACAAUUC
This is a messenger RNA of Electrophorus electricus (electric eel), 1786 nucleotides long. It is a transcript of the gene tpm4b, whose product is annotated as tropomyosin 4b. The record is from RefSeq and is a predicted model, not a curated record. Lineage: Eukaryota; Metazoa; Chordata; Actinopteri; Gymnotiformes; Gymnotidae.